Molecule: messenger RNA, 300 nt
Organism: Prunus armeniaca (apricot)
Lineage: Eukaryota; Viridiplantae; Streptophyta; Magnoliopsida; Rosales; Rosaceae
Source: the annotation of a GenBank genome assembly
AUGAAAAAUACAAGAGCCGCCAUGGUUCAGAAGUUGACCGUGGCCCAAAUGUGGACAGACAUAGGCAUUCUCGAGAAAAAUGCUGCUUGGGUUUUGGGACUUCUUCUUGAGCAAAAGUUUAUAGCUGUUAUACGAAUGUUGACAUAUGGUUCAUCUGCUGAUCAUGUGGAUAAGAUUGCCAUGAUGAGGAAGUUCACUACUUUGGAGAGCUUGGGACUACCUGCGCAGACCUACGCCCAGGGACUUGGUUGGGUGUGUAAUAAUGAUUUUCUGCUUGGCAUGACAUGUCGCUUGGCAUGA